CCAUUUUUAAGUGCGAAAAAUUUUGGUGUUUUUCAUACGGGCUUCUAAAAAAUGUAAUACACUAAAAAGCCGAAAUCACUCUGUUCUACUAAAAAAUUGUGGGAUUUCGUGAGUGUUUAAAACAGAGGAUAACAAUAUAAACAAACUGUGAUUCUAGAGGAAACUAAACAUCUUGAAAUCUAAUUAUUGCGAAUAUGUCACAAAUGGACACAUCACAGGUGCAAAUGGUGCGCUCCGCGAAAGGCAUCGACAUGUUAUGUGUCGACAAUUUUCUAUAUCAUUUUGUUGAUCGCGGCAAUAAAAGAUGCCGGUGGGUAUGCAAUAGGUUGAAAAGUAAAUACCAGCCGUGUAGAUCACGAAUAGCCACUGUUAUUAUUGAUGGCGACGAGUCUCAGCACAAGGUAGUACGAGUAACAAGUGAACACACGCACGAACGUUGUUCAGAAAAAGAAAUAUCCAAGGUAGUUGAACGAAAGCUUAAAGCAGACAUUGCUGGCAAACCGUGCACGCUGAAAAACAAGCAUCUUAAAUACAAACAAGAUUUGUCACUGGAAGAACAGGAAGAAGAACCUAUUUCGAGUAUACAAAAUGAUGAGGGCAUGGAAUCCGAUGAGUGGCCGGCAGAUGAUGAAAAUGACAUGUAUCCUAAGCAAACUAAAGCAAAAAAGCUAACUUUCGAAGAUACUAAUGUUUAUGAAGGAGCUAAUGAUGAUAGCGCCCUUCAAGGAGGAGGAUACUUUUUCAACUUUGAAAAAGAAAAGUUAUAUAUGCUGAAAACUGCACUUGGACGCCAAAUGAUAUGCGUGGAAGGGUUUCUUUACCGUUUAGAAUCAAAGUCUAUCACGUCGAGCACUCAUCGUUGGGAGUGUAUUAAACAAGAUCCUCAAUGUAAGGCUCGUAUUCUUACCGAGUAUCUAUCGAAUGGCACUCAUCGUUUAAAGGAUCGUCAAUUGGUAGAUCACAAUCACGACGGUUAUACUCCAUGGAAACUAACCAAGCUACUCCUCAAGAACAAUAUAACCGUACAAACAGAAAAUGGCGAGGAAGAUAAAGAUUUCCAAUCAAUUGAACCACUGGAAGUACCACAAAACGAAGCUUGUACUACACUUUCAAAUAAACCCCCGAAAAAGCGUAUAAUAGAAAGUUUUAACGCUAAAACUCAAAAUUCACCAAACGAAAUCGGUAGCUGUACCCAAGCUAAACCCAGACGACUUCGAACAAAGGCAAAGCCCGUGACCUACACCUAUUCAGCUGAUCCUCUCGCUGCACUUUCUACCAGCACAAAAAUUGACUCGGAUAAAGCGAAAUUCACUUUUUUACCAUCAGCAAAGGGAAAUAAAGUGCUCUGCCUGGACAAUUACAUUUAUCAUUUGGAUACGCGAAGUCCUCGCAAUGGACGUGCGUAUUGGACAUGUCUUUUGCGCCGCGACAAGUUUUAUAAGUGCAAUGCACGUGUUACGACCGAAAUGACCAACAAGGGUCCAAUUAUUGUUCGAGUUUCUGGAACGCAUAUACACUCCGAUCAUUCGCAAGACAUUAAGCGGCGCUUAUGCAGAAGCUUUGUGGUGUUGAAUGCUAAGAAAGCGGGCAUUAAAAAAGAAAAUAUACUUAACGAAUCUGGCAAUGAGUUAAAUGAAAAAUUUAAAGAGAUAGUGGAAAAGUCCAAGGAAACCAUUGAACGUAGUAUUGGACGAUUAUGUAAGGAAGAAAAAGACAAGGAUGAACAAGCGACUCUGAAGAGCUCGAAAUGCCUCGCUUUAGAUGAGAGUACUGUUUCCAGCUUCUCCAGUGUUUUAGACUCCGAUGAUGAUCACCUAGAUAGUACAGCUACCCUACCUACAAAAUUAGAAGAGAUGCGGCAAGGCACCAAAUUGCAUUGUGCAUACGACAACUCCGAAAUAGUGUCAACAAUUACAUGUGAAAAUACACAGAAGCAAGAAGUAAUCUUCAAUUCCACAUACGAAGAUUUGGUAGAGGAAAUGGCGGCGGGAGAUGAAAUGGAAGUAGAAUAUUUGGAUAUAAAUACAUAUACCAAUAAUGAUGAUCACUUGGAUAUAAGUGCAUGCGCAAAUAAUGACUAUUUUGGUUUACCGGGGGACCGCCAAAAAGCUCUAUUUGAAACAAGCUUAACUCUUGACACGGAAAUGAAUCUGAACAAUGUGUCAACUUUGCGUUCAGCCAAAGGCGGUGAAUUAUUAUGUGUUGACGGUUACAUUUAUCAUUUGAAAAGUACGCAAAAUAAUCGCACUUAUUGGUCGUGUAUAAAAUGCAAAGAUCCCGAGCUCAACUGUAAGAGUCGUGUAUCCACAAUCACCGUGAAUAAUGAGAUACGCGUUUUUCGAACCACCAACCAUCAUACGCAUGCCGUGAUUGAAUCUGACAUUAAACGUCGUUUAUAUAACGAAAUACAAAAUGACAAAAACGUCAAAAUGACAGAGCAAGCAUUUGAAGGGUCAAUUGAUGCUUUAAAUGUAAAAUAUACAAAAAUCUUGGGCAAAGAUUCUAGUACAAAAAAAGGAUUGGAUAAUUUUGAUACGGAAAUUGAAGAUGCAAUAGGUAUGACAAUGAAAUUGUAUGCUGUAUCCGAUGGCCCACCAUCGCUAGCCGUGCGCAUGGUGCUCCAUGCUCUCAAUAUACCCUACGAACUGGUUAGCAUUGACUUUAUCGCAGGUCAACAUAUGACAGAUGAGUAUGCCAAGAUGAAUCCCCAAAAGGAGAUUCCGGUUCUUGAUGAUGAUGGCUUUUAUUUACCUGAAAGCGUCGCCAUAAUGCAGUAUCUUUGCGAUAAAUAUUCACCAACCAGCAAACUAUAUCCGCGCGAAGCAACUCAACGUGCCAUUGUAAAUCAUAGGAUGUGCUUCAAUAUGGGAUUCUAUUAUUCUGCAAUUUCAGCACAUAGCAUGGCACCCAUAUUCUUUGAUUAUCAGCGUACCGAUAUGAGUUUGAAAAAAGUCAAUAAUGCGUUGAAUGUCUUUGAAACGUAUUUACAAGAAGGGGGCACAAAGUAUGCCGCUGCAGAUUUUCUAACUAUUGCCGAUUUCGCUUUGGUCUCGGCCACUUUAUGUUUGGAAGCAAUAAGUUUUGAUUUAUCAAACUAUCCAUUGGUGCAAAAGUGGUAUGAAACAUUUAAAAAGGAAAAUCCCGAAUUAUGGGAAAUCGCUAAAAGUGGAAUGCUGGAAAUUGCCGAAUUCGAAAAAAAUCCACCUGACCUUUCACAUAUGAAUCAUCCAUUCCAUCCGACUCGCAAACCGAAAGUAUAAUAAGUUUGAAGCAUUUGGAGCUUGUAACAGAAAUCUUGUACACUUUUAAGUGUUUUUCGAGCCGAAGUACUUGAAAAAGUUGCAUAAAGCUUUGCUUUUAUUAUAUUAUUUAUAUUUUAUUGAUAUUAAAUCAUUUACGGCAUAAAAAUACAAUAUAAA
Molecule: messenger RNA, 3419 nt
Organism: Anastrepha obliqua
Lineage: Eukaryota; Metazoa; Arthropoda; Insecta; Diptera; Tephritidae
Gene: gfzf
Product: glutathione S-transferase 1-1
Exons: 5
Coding region: 195-3260 (1021 amino acids)
Biological process (GO): glutathione metabolic process
Molecular function (GO): glutathione transferase activity
Source: RefSeq, a predicted model, not a curated record